AUGGUCACAAACUCGACAGCACGCAAGAUGAAGCCCGAAGUGAUCGAAGCAUCCCAGCAUGAAUACUGCGAUCCAGCAGAGGACGUGGUACUGGACAAGUCCUAUCCAGACGAUGUCAACACCGGAAUGGCAGCUGGAGUUGAAAGGCACGCACUCAUUGCAAUAUUUUUCCUCGGCCUCGCAGUCGUUUGCCCAGUGUCCAUUGGCUUUUUGACCGUAUCUGGCACGCUUCUUGAUAUUGGUCGAGGGUUGAAUAUUUCGUCUGCUGCGCAACUGCAGUGGGUCACUUCAGGUUAUGCUGUGGGAUCGUGUGUCUCUUUCCCCCUGGCAGGCAGCAUAAGCGACAUCUUCGGACGACGCUGGGUCAUCAUUUCUGGUCAGGUCAUUGGGAUUGCAGGUGCUAUUGUGGGAGCCACGGCCACGAACGUCAACACAGUCAUUGCAUCCGGAACCGUCCUGGGGUUUGCCACUGGGAUUGUCUUCACCAUUUACGCUGCAGUCCCAGAGAUCUGUCCGAAUCGAUACCGGGGUCUCGGUCUGGCUUGGAUCGAGGCAUGCAUUCUUUUCCCUUGGGGUACAUUGGCCGUUCUUUUGGGCAAAGAAAUUGCCGCGACUAUAGGAUGGAGAUGGAUCUACAUCAUCGCCUGCAUCUACGGUGUCAUCGGUGUUGUCGGGACCGCCGCAUUCUAUUUUCCACCCACCCGACAACACUUCGAUGAGAGAUCAAAACUGACUCGGUUCCGUCAACUCGAUUUCCUAGGCCUUGGCCUCUUCGUCUCCGGGGUCACUACGCUGCUCAUUGGCUUGUCUUGGGCCGGAACCACGGGUCACCCCUGGAAGUCUACCUCUGUCAUCUGUCCCAUUGUCCUGGGCGGUGUUCUGCUCAUCUCGGCCUUUGCCUACGAUCUCACUCGCGGAGAGAAAAACCACGUCCUAUUUCCAGCAGAUCUAUUUUCCAUGACCCGAAAAUUCACCACCGCCUUGGUCGCCAUCUUUGUUGCCGGUAUGAUAUUCUAUUCCAUGGCAGCACUUCUCCCCCAGGCUUCCCUGUACCUCUUUUCCGACAACCACAUCGAGCUGGGCCUCAUCCAAUUGCCCAACGGAAUCGGACAGACCGUCGGUGCAGUUGUGGGUCCGAUGAUCUUGCACAAAACCAAACGACCCAAAUAUCACAUCCUCGUGGCAUUGUUUGUGCAGACGCUGGGGGUUGGCCUCUACGCAUGGGCCCUCCCCAAGCACAAAGCCGCUUGGAUGGCGUUCCAGUUCUUCGGGCAGGGGUGCUUUUCUUGGCUCUCGGUCUGCUGUAUCAUGAAUGCUGGGCUCCAUGUAAAGCAUGCCGAGUUGGGCAUCGCCACCGGCGUCAUUUGCACUUUCAGAUCCUUUGGCGGCAGUGUCGGGAAUGCCAUCUUCAACACGAUCCGGUCGUUGGUGCUGACCAAGCAUCUUGCGCCCGAGGUGGUCAAGGCGGCCGCUCAGCAUGGGUUUGACGCCAGAAAUCCCAAGAAUGUGGGACUCCUCCUCACUGCCGUGGCAAAGGCGGUGGUAGGCAUUCCUUACGCCUUCAAAAACGUCCCCGGCGCCAACGCCGCCGUCGAGCUCGCCUCCAUUCAAGCCUUUAGGCACGCCCAGUCGACAGCCUUUCGCACCGUGUUCCUGUCCACGAUUCCGUUCGGAGUGAUCGCCAUUGUCGUUGCCUUUUUCAUUGAAGACGCAUCGAGAUUGAUGAACAAUCAUGUUGCUGUGAAGUUGAGGAAUAGACGAGGCAUGGUAUGA
Messenger RNA from Fonsecaea multimorphosa CBS 102226, 1773 nucleotides. RefSeq lists its product as uncharacterized. Bases 1 to 1773 code for a protein of 590 amino acids. The record is from RefSeq and is a predicted model, not a curated record. Gene Ontology annotation, molecular function: transmembrane transporter activity. Gene Ontology annotation, biological process: transmembrane transport. NCBI's taxonomy places the organism in Eukaryota, Fungi, Ascomycota, Eurotiomycetes, Chaetothyriales, Herpotrichiellaceae. The transcript is spliced from 4 exons.